This is a messenger RNA of Opisthorchis viverrini, 2596 nucleotides long. RefSeq lists its product as hypothetical. The record is from RefSeq and is a predicted model, not a curated record. Gene Ontology annotation, cellular component: nucleus; mitochondrion. Lineage: Eukaryota; Metazoa; Platyhelminthes; Trematoda; Opisthorchiida; Opisthorchiidae. The transcript is spliced from 13 exons. Gene Ontology annotation, biological process: DNA biosynthetic process; DNA repair; lagging strand elongation. Gene Ontology annotation, molecular function: ATP binding; DNA binding; DNA ligase (ATP) activity. Bases 1 to 2175 code for a protein of 724 amino acids.
AUGACAGAAAAAGUGUCUCGUAAAGCGCAUCCAUUACGUGAAACUGACUCUGAAUGGGUCGGCGCUUCAGCUUUAACGAAACCUACUCCGCUUUCUGGUUCUUCGAACGCAAACCCCUCCAAUAAACGGAGGCGUUUGAUCGUGGACAGUGAUGAUUCUUGUGAUGGCACUGCUCAAAAUAUUGAUAUUGCAGAGUGUUCAAAGGUUUUUGAACCAAAAGUUGCUUCGAUGGAUUUGGAUAAUGUGUCGGUAAAUGGAGUUAAGACAGAUGAUGAUAAUUCUGGUGUCCCGAUGAUCCAUGACAUCAGGAAUGAAUGCAAAGAAAAUCGUUGUACUCCGUCCACACGUUCACCCGAAUGCAAGCAGAGAAGACCUCCCGCGACGGAAACGGUGAAUACGGAAAUUGCGCCCGUCCAAAUUCCAUGUGUUGGCUUGGAACAUUUGAAAGCCAAACUCAAGAGUCAGGGUGAUUUGGGAUCGUUGGCUGAGAGUAUUCGUUCUCGUCAGAAGACCAUGUUCACUCCCAAACCCUUGACUGUUUCCAUGGUGUUCAGCAAAUUGAAAGAAAUCGCGUCAAUGUCGGGAAAUUCUUCUCAGGCCAAAAAAGUUGAGAAGAUCUGUUCUCUUCUGGUUGCCUGCCGCGAAUGUGAAGCUAAGUACUUGAUCCGUAGUCUAUCCGGAAAACUUCGGAUUGGUCUGGCUGAGCAGAGCGUCCUGACUGCCCUUGGGCAAGCCGCGGCGAUCACACCCUUCCAUUCGGCGGCAGCUGUGAAAGUGGGCGUUCCUAGUCGUCUGUUGGACGUGAGCACUGGUGUGUCGAACGAACAAUGGAAAGCUCGUGUUGAAGUUUGUGUGGCGAAUGUAAAAAAAGCAUACUGCGUUUGCCCAAACUACGACAAGCUCGUAGCUGGACUGUUGGCUGACGGUCCUGAUGGCUUACACUUCCAUUGUUUUAUCACCCCCGGUAUGCCGGUCAAACCCAUGUUGGCUCAUCCGACUCGUGGCGUAGUGGAUGUGCUGAAGCGUUUCGACGAGGCUGAUUUCACGUGCGAAUACAAGUACGACGGAGAACGUGCUCAAAUCCACGUUUUGGACCCCCGAACUUGCCGUGUGUAUUCACGCAAUCAGGAGGACAACACCUCAAAAUAUCCGGACAUUGUAAACACAUUAAUGCCUCGAGUCUUGAAAUCCGCGAAACUCACUGAGGCUGCUCUUCAGCACAUGGGUUCGGAAGCUGACUCAAAAAGUACCGCUGUGGAAAGCUGCAUUCUGGACGCCGAAGUUGUGGCUUGGGACCGACAAGGUGGACACAUCCUUCCAUUCCAAGUCCUGUCCACAAGGAAAAGAAAGGAUGUCGAUGAAGCCGCGGUCAAAGUUCAGGUUUGCGUCUACGCAUUUGACAUUCUCUUCAUCAAUGGCGUCUCAUUGAUCGAAAAACCAUUACGCGUUCGUCGGGAAAUAAUUCGAGAAACGUUUUCUCAGAUACACGGUGAAUUCAUGCUCGCGACUUCCCUGGACUCGUCAGACACUGAACAGAUCGCGUCAUUCCUUGAAGAGUCAAUCAAAGGUAACUGCGAAGGAUUGAUGGUCAAAACUUUGGAUCGGAAUUCCACCUAUGAAAUUGCCAAGCGCUCACACAACUGGCUUAAAUUGAAGAAGGACUAUUUGGACAAUGUGGGCGAUACGCUAGAUCUUGUGGUUAUUGGUGGAUUUCAUGGAUCUGGUAAAAGAGCUGGACGAUACGGUGGAUUUCUACUGGCUUGCUACGAUGCGGAGUCCGAAGAGUACCAGACCAUUUGUAAAAUCGGCACUGGUAUGACAGACGAAGAUCUGGCAAAGUUUUCGUCAUAUUUCAAAGACUACAUCGUGGAUAAGGCCAAAGCAUAUUACCAAUUCGCUCCGGGUCUGGUUCCAGAUCAUUGGUUCGAACCAACCCAAGUUUGGGAAGUGAAAGCGGCCGAUUUGAGCAUAUCGCCAGCACACAAAGCGGCCGCUGGUCUGGCCGACCCCGAAAAGGGUAUUUCACUGCGUUUUCCGCGUUUCGUGCGCAUUCGUGAUGACAAGAAGCCUGAGGAUGCUACCACCGCACAACAGGUGUAUGAAAUGUACAAAAGUCAGGAACAGAUAAAAAAUCAAGAUGGAGGACAGAUGCAAAAUGAAGACGACCUAUAUUAAACGGUUUUCUGUCUGUCAUAUUUAUGUAUCAUUUUCUUUUCUAAGCUCAGGAUAUCAUAAGAUUUACGCAGCAAUAUAUCUGUAUUUACACCCACUUUGGACAGUUAUUGGUUCUGUACGAAAACUAGGACAAAGUUAACAAAUAUACAAUCACAGAAGCUUUGGGAGUGCGCGCAAUCGCUCGAUAUCGAGGAUGCGACCGUGCUCACUGUCACCAACCGAUCGUUGGUCAGCAGUCGGUUUCGUUCGAGUUGUAGGUCCCACUACGACACAGGUUCCGGUUGAGAACUGAGACGUUUCACUAAGCGUGGGAAAUAAAUUUGUGUUUGGGACACAUUUAGUCUGCGGAUCUGCGAGAGGUGAACGUUCCAAGCAUAAACCAUCAAGGAUGUUAGGCACAGUAUUUACGGGGAAGUGGAAU